Molecule: messenger RNA, 963 nt
Organism: Uranotaenia lowii
Lineage: Eukaryota; Metazoa; Arthropoda; Insecta; Diptera; Culicidae
Product: dolichol-phosphate mannosyltransferase subunit 1-like
Exons: 3
Coding region: 128-847 (239 amino acids)
Biological process (GO): GPI anchor biosynthetic process; protein O-linked glycosylation via mannose
Cellular component (GO): endoplasmic reticulum membrane
Molecular function (GO): dolichyl-phosphate beta-D-mannosyltransferase activity
Source: RefSeq, a predicted model, not a curated record
UUUAUUUUGACGUGGAAGUUGUUUUGUCUGCGCGAUUUCAGUGGCUUCACUUUCCCUGUUCAAAUUCCACUGCAACAGUUUAUCCUGGCAAGUUAUUCUCUAAUUAGAUCAAAACUCUUCCAACACCAUGACUGCAAACAAGUAUUCCAUAUUGUUACCGACCUACAAUGAACGGGAGAAUCUUCCCAUAAUUAUCUGGUUGAUUGUUAAAUACAUGCAGGAAGCGCGAAUCGACUACGAAGUGAUUGUGAUCGACGAUGCCAGCCCCGAUGGGACCCUGGAGGUGGCCAAGGAGUUGCAGAAAAUCUACGGCUCAGAUCGGAUCGUGCUUAGACCGAGGGCCGGCAAACUUGGCCUGGGAACGGCGUACGUGCACGGUAUCCAGCAUGCAACCGGAAACUUCAUCAUCAUCAUGGAUGCCGACCUGAGCCAUCAUCCCAAAUUCAUUCCCCAGUUCGUGGAGCUGCAGCAGCAGUCCAACUUGGACGUGGUAUCCGGAACACGCUACGUCGGAGAUGGCGGAGUCUAUGGGUGGGACUUCAAACGGAAGCUCAUCUCCCGGGGAGCCAAUUUCCUGUCCCAGCUGUUGCUCCGGCCGAAUGCUUCCGAUUUGACCGGUUCUUUCAGACUUUACAAAAAAGACGUCCUCAAAGAGCUCAUCUCCCGGUGCAAAUCCAAGGGUUACGUGUUCCAGAUGGAGAUGAUCGUACGGGCCCGGCAACUGAACUACACCGUCGGGGAAGUUCCGAUUUCUUUCGUCGAUCGUGUUUACGGACAGUCCAAGCUGGGUGGUUCGGAAAUCGUGCAGUUUGCCAAGAAUCUGCUGUAUCUAUUUGCGACCACUUGAAUUAGUCUUACUUAAGUUGAUGGAAGAGAGAAAGUUAUAAAUGCAAUUUGUCCUUUUAAAGUUUAUGUUAACUGUAUGCAUUUAUUUAAGAAUUAAAAACAAAUAAAAAAGAAAUC